UUUGAUACUCGCUCUGGCAAUAGUGUGGUCAAUUAUUAUAUCUAUAUGUGUAGUAGCAUAAACAGCUGGCGUCGGUAAUGUAAAUUUCUGUCUAGAAUGCGAAAAUAGCACGUGUUUGAGUUUAAAUAAAAUGGUUCAGUUAAUGCCAUAAGAAAAUUUAUUAUCAAAUGACUUUAUCAAUAUUUUUGUGCUUAAUUUCAAUUGGUUUAAUUAAUUAAUUAAACGUUCAUCUAACCCGAAAAAAAUUGAGCGCGCGGGUUUUUUCUUUUAGUUAACGUUGUUAAAAGACACAGUGGUUUUGUUUAUAUAUAUAUAUAUAUAUAACAACAGUCAGCCGAUGUAAAAAGUUCAACUACAGCGGCUUAAAAAUAAAAUUAGAAGUGAUUCUUUGCAUAUUUAUUUUAUUUAUUUACAAACCCAAUAUUCAACAGAGGUUGAACUGAUUGAAGACUUCAGGUAGUUUCUAUAAACAAACACAGUGAAUAUGUUCUGAUAUAGAAUGAUUAAAUAUAAUUCUAUUUAAUAACUAGUUAUGAGCUUAUGUUAUAGUAUGCAUAAAAUCUAUAUUGUUAUCUAUUUUUUGUUUGGAAAAACUUCUUUUUAAUGAAUAAAAAAAUAUGAUACAUACAGCUUGUUUGAAGCGUAUUGCAAGUUUUCAGAGUAUCUUGAGAAAAAUAGAUUGUUGUCAAAAAGUAAUAAAAGCAUUCUACCACAAUGUGGAUGGAGAAGUAUCUGUUGUUAAUCUAUCUGAAAUUAAGCGUGCCUUAAAAUCAGCAAAUUACCCUUGUUUGGAGGGUUAUGCUUGUAUUUCGACAAACUUUUUAUUAUGUGAUAGCAAGAAAAAAGAUUGUAAAUUAUUUAUAAAUAAAAUGACUGGUUUUUUUGUGUGUGACAUUUGUAAAAGAGUGGGAUCAUGGAAUGUGUUAGAAAAGAAAAUGCAACCCAAUAAAACAAUACAAGCUGUGGAAGAAUUGAAAUCAUUUCAAAAUGCUUUAAAUACUUUGCCUAACUAUAAUGAAGAAUGGAAUGAGUUGAAAAAGACAUCUGUGUUGAUAGAAACAUUAAGAAAUGAAAAUUAUAAGGAUGUUCUUGAAAUUUUUAAUUUACUGGAUGUACCUCAAGAAGUUAUGUCACAAAUGAAUGUAUAUUAUCAAAAAUCUACAAACUCUCUAUACUUUCCAUUAUUAGCAUUUCAGAAUUAUAUUACAGGCUAUUUGUGUAUUAAUAACAUUUCCAAUAAAACAGUACCAGAAACAAAUGCAAGUGGUGUACUUAUAUUUAAACAGAAAAAUAUAAAAUCAGAUGGAACUGCUGUCCUUGUGCCAUAUGUUGAAGAUUUAUUAGCUUUAGCUACAAAAAAAGCUGCCAAUAUUAUAAUAUGCUUACCUUAUGGAUUGCAAAAUAUACCACAGCAAAUAUUGCCAAGCUUGGAAUCUUAUAAGAAACUUGUACUUUGGUUUGGAAAUGAUGAGCCAAGUUGGGAUACUGCAAGGCAUUUUGCUAAAAAACUUGAUGAAAAACGAUGUUAUUUUGUUAGGCCUAUAGAUAAUCAACCUCAAGCCAAAAUUGCAUCAAGUUUAGGAUAUGAUUUAAAAAAAAUUAUUCAAAAUGCUCAACCAAUUUGGCACAAAAGUAUUACUACCUUUCGUAAUCUCAGACAAGAUGUUUUGAGUAAUUUGCAAAAUAUAGAUAAAGUGCAAGGAGUCAAAUGGACCAGAUAUCCAACUUUGAAUAAGAUUUUAAAAGGUCAUAGAAGAGGAGAAUUUACAGUGCUUACAGGACCAACAGGAUGUGGUAAGACAACAUUCAUGAGUGAAUAUUCACUAGACUUGGCAAUGCAAGGUGUUAAUACAUUAUGGGGAAGCUUUGAAAUAAGAAAUGCAAGAUUAGCUCAAACUAUGUUACAACAAAUGACUGGUGUACCGUUAGAUCAAAAUUUAGACAAAUUUGACUCAUUUGCUAAUGAGUUUGAAAAGCUUCCAAUUUACUUUAUGACAUUUCAUGGUCAACAAGAUAUCAAGGAUGUAAUGGAGACCAUAGAACAUGCUACUUAUGUGCAUGAUAUUGGUCAUGUGAUCAUUGACAAUAUACAAUUUAUGAUGGGCAUGUCAGAUGAACCAAAAUACAUGGACAGAUUUUGGAAGCAAGAUAAAAUUAUAGCAUCAUUCAGAACAUUUGCAACAAAAUUCAACUGUCAUGUAUCACUAGUUAUCCAUCCAAGAAAAGAACGCGAUGAUGGGGAAUUAACAACUGCUUCAAUUUUUGGUGGAGCAAAAGCUAGUCAAGAAGCAGAUAAUAUUUUAAUUGUUCAAGAUAAAAGGCUAACGAGUAUCAAAGGAAAAAAAUACUUACAGAUUGCUAAAAAUCGUUUUAGUGGUGAUUUGGGUAUAAUGGUUCUUGAUUUUGACAAGUCUACUCUAAGUUAUGCUGUGAAGAAAAAAAUAAAAAAAGAAAUAGAAGAAGAAAAACUUGAAGCCGUCAUUCCUAAUGAUUCUAUUUUUUAA
Molecule: messenger RNA, 2504 nt
Organism: Phymastichus coffea
Lineage: Eukaryota; Metazoa; Arthropoda; Insecta; Hymenoptera; Eulophidae
Gene: mtDNA-helicase
Product: mitochondrial DNA helicase
Exons: 8
Coding region: 618-2504 (628 amino acids)
Biological process (GO): mitochondrial DNA replication
Cellular component (GO): mitochondrion
Molecular function (GO): single-stranded DNA binding; ATP binding; 5'-3' DNA helicase activity
Source: RefSeq, a predicted model, not a curated record